This is a messenger RNA of Debaryomyces fabryi, 1188 nucleotides long. RefSeq names its product HMG domain-containing transcriptional repressor (gene RFG1). Gene Ontology annotation, molecular function: DNA-binding transcription factor activity, RNA polymerase II-specific; RNA polymerase II cis-regulatory region sequence-specific DNA binding. The coding region runs from base 1 to 1188 and encodes 395 amino acids. The transcript has a single exon. The record is from RefSeq and is a predicted model, not a curated record. Gene Ontology annotation, biological process: anatomical structure morphogenesis; negative regulation of transcription by RNA polymerase II; cell differentiation. NCBI's taxonomy places the organism in Eukaryota, Fungi, Ascomycota, Pichiomycetes, Serinales, Debaryomycetaceae.
AUGUCUACUGCAGUUUACUACUCCAACCAUAAUAUACCAGUCGAGGAAGUGCACGCUAGCCACACGUUGCCUUCUUUGUCGCAGAUUAUGCCUAUUAACCAACAGCAGAAUCAGCAAAAUCAGCAAAAUCAGCAAAUUCAACAGGGCCAACAGAGCCAGACGGGAGGUAGUACGGAGCAGAUUAGCCCUACAUUUGUGAAUAUUCCUAUUAACCAGGGGAGCUACUUAGCCGGAAGUGGAGACCAGAAAUUUGUGUAUCAAUCACAACCAUCUCCGGACGUCUUUUCACAAAGUGGAAGUACAUCUCAACCAUCAUCUGCUAAUACUACUCCAGCAUCGAGUCUAAGUGUAGGUAGCCAAUACGGGGCACCAACAUCUACUCCAGCUGAAAAGUGUACAUGUAAGACGAAUACCAAUCGUAUUCCUAGACCUAGAAAUGCAUUUAUUUUAUUCCGUCAAAAGAACCAUCAGCUGGUAUUGGAAGAAGGAAGUGUCAUAAGAACCAACCCCGAUGUGUCGAGAGAGUUAGGGAGAAGAUGGAGAUCACUUUCGGCUUCUGAAAAGAACCACUGGAAUAAGUUGGCUGAAGAAGAAAAAGUAGCUCAUGCUAAGAAGUAUCCAGGCUACAAGUACACCCCCAGAAGAAACGGUAAAAACAAGGGUUGUCCAGCCUGUAGACAAAAAUCAUUGAAACAGCAACAGGUUCAAUUGCACAAUCAACAAAUGUAUCAGUUGCAACAAGGUCAAUAUCAACAAUACAUGCAGAUGCAACAGCAACAAGUUGCUUCAUCUGCCAAUUUACAGACCCCAAUACCGCAGAACAUGACAUCAAGUAACCCUGGUGGGCAACCUUUGGUCAAUGUUCCAUUGACGCAAUUCAUUGUUCCACCUAACCCUUACCCACAACAAAACUUCCAAUUUGCGUUUAACAACGAUAUGAACGUUAUAAACCAACAGCAGUUACAACAACAAUUGCAACAGGAUAAGGCUUCUCCCUUAUCAGCAAUCCCUGGGCAGGCAAUUCCUACUAUUAACCAAGCAAAUUCUGAGUUUUUGAAUCCUAUUAAUGCUUCUCAAAUGCAAAUUAGCUACGAUCAAAAUCCUCAAUCUGCAAGAUUCAACUCAUUACCAACACCUAUGGGUUCAAAUUAUGGAUUUGAGUUUGGUAAUAUGCAUCAACAGUCCUAA